AUGCUCGAUAUCUUCGGAUCGAGCUGUUGUUCCAACGAAUCCUCGCCUCACGCAAGUCCAUCAGACGACAGGACGCGUGGUGACGGUGGUGCUGCACCUAUGCAUCACCACGAGCGAAGUAACUCAAGAUAUAGGGGUAACGCUGGUGCCAGUGCUCAUGCUGGCAUUAAUCAAGAGGCCAGAGAUCGAAUUGUCCUGCGCCACGCUCCUCAAGUGGAGUUCCCUUGGGUGCCGCCAUCCAGAGAGUUGGACCGGUUGACCGGCACGACCGUGCAACACCGGCCGGUCAACCGGUCCAACCUCCGAACGGGAUCGAAUCUUGUUGUUCGAUUGCAGGAAAUUUUGCCCACCUGA
Messenger RNA from Peronospora matthiolae, 354 nucleotides. The record is from the annotation of a GenBank genome assembly. Lineage: Eukaryota; Oomycota; Peronosporomycetes; Peronosporales; Peronosporaceae.